Messenger RNA from Andrographis paniculata, 2813 nucleotides. RefSeq names its product probable receptor-like protein kinase At2g23200. Gene Ontology annotation, molecular function: ATP binding; transmembrane receptor protein tyrosine kinase activity. Gene Ontology annotation, biological process: protein autophosphorylation. The transcript has a single exon. Bases 52 to 2631 code for a protein of 859 amino acids. NCBI's taxonomy places the organism in Eukaryota, Viridiplantae, Streptophyta, Magnoliopsida, Lamiales, Acanthaceae. The record is from RefSeq and is a predicted model, not a curated record. Gene Ontology annotation, cellular component: plasma membrane; plasmodesma.
UCCAAUUGAAUCUUCUUCGCUCCUGUAAAUCCUCCAUCCGCCGGAGCUUCCAUGGCCGCCUCUCCACUAACAUCCUUAUCAUCCUAUCUCGCGCUCUCCUUUCUCCUCCAUCUUUCACUCACUUCCUCCGCCUCCGCCUACGCCUUACCGCAACGCUACUUCAUCAACUGCGGCUCCGAUUCCACAGUUACAGUCGGAAGCCAGAAUUUCACAGGCGAUGUGCAUCCGGCGAACUCCUUGACGGCGCCGUCGUCGAGAAGCUCCAUAACCGCCGGAGAUCCGAACUCAUCUGCGCCGGAGCUCUACCGAACCGCCAGAAUUUUCACCAGAGCUUCGUCGUACGCCUUUCAAAUCGACGACGAAGGAAUCUAUCUGGUACGCUUCCAUUUUUCCCCUCUUUCUUCCUUCCAAAAACCAUUCGAUUAUCGAUUCAAUGUCUCCGUCCCCGGAGCUCCGAUUCUGUCCAAUUUCACGGUCGCGAACAGGAAUUUCACAAGCUCCCCGCCGAUUGAGGAAUUCCUGUUCAAAAUCGCGCCGGGGAAUUUCAGAGUCGAAUUCGUGCCCUACGGCGAGGAUUCAUUUGCCUUCGUAAAUGCAAUCGAAGUGUUCAUCGCUCCGCCUGAGCUAAUUCCAGAUAACGAUGUCGAAAUUCCUUCUGCAAAUCGGAAAUUGGAAGGUCGAAGCUACGCCGAUCUGCGGAACGCCACUUUCCUGCACGUUAUUCACCGGAUCAACGUCGGAGGGGGAAAAAUCACGCCGGAAAAGGACAAUUUAUUGAGGUUCUGGAUUCCCGACGACGACGUCGGUUUCAUGAUCAACACCAACGCAGCUCAGAAAGCUCCUUACUACACCGGAAAUCUCAAUUUCAAUUCCGGUAGUGGGUCUACCGAAUUCAUCGCUCCUCCCGAAGUUUACAGAACCGCCAAAGAGAUGCGAAUCACCGGCGAAGGUUUAGUGACCAAUUUCAACGUCUCGUGGCGAUUCGCCGUCCGGAGCACCGGCGCCGAUCAUCUUCUCCGGCUGCAUUUCUGCGACUUCAUACACCAAACAGACUAUGAGGUCGUGAAGUUCAAUCUCUACAUCUACAACAGCUUCAGAGAUGAAAUCUAUCCUUAUUCGAUCCGGAGCUCGGCGGCGUCGCCGUUCUAUCUCGAUUAUUUGGUUACGUCCGACGCUUCGGGGUUCAUGAACAUCAGCAUUGGCCCUUCGACCAAUUCGGAGAAUCAGAAAUCAGCGUAUCUCAACGGAGUCGAGAUCAUCGAGCUGAUCGACAAAACCGGCUUAUCUCCUCUGGAAGGUUCUAGUAGAAUCCGGAAGGCUCUCUUUGUCGGAUUGGGGAUUGCCGGCGGCAUUUCGGUGCUUGGAUUCGCGAUAAUCGCCGUCUACUGUUGCGUUAUCCGGAAGAAGAAAUGGACUCCGGUCGAGGCUUUCGAGUGGCCGUUGAUUCAUUUCCACGGUGGAGGGAGUUCUUACACCCGGACGACGGUUAGGACAGUUAGCGACUCCCCGACGGUGGAUCUCAACCUCGGAUUAAGGAUUUCCUUCGCCGAUAUCCUCGUCGCGACGAACAAAUUCGACCCGAAAUUGAUCGUCGGGAAAGGCGGGUUCGGGAAGGUCUACCGGGGAAUGCUAUGGAACGGGAUGAAAGUCGCCGUAAAACGGAGCCAGCCGGAGCACGGGCAAGGGGUGUUGGAAUUUCAAACUGAGAUCGUCGUUUUGUCGACAAUCCGCCACCGUCAUCUCGUCUCGCUCAUCGGGUACUGCGACGAGCGGGACGAGAUGAUACUCGUAUACGAGUUCAUGGAAAAGGGUACUUUACGCGACCAUUUAUACGCGUCCGAAGACGGCGGCGAAUCGGAAUCGAGGCUAUCGUGGGUCGAUAGGCUCGACGUUUGCGUCGGGGCCGCAAAGGGUCUCUACUACCUCCACACGGGGUCGAAACGCGCGAUAAUCCACCGCGACAUUAAGUCGACGAACAUUUUGCUCGACGAGCACAACAUCGCCAAGGUGGCAGAUUUCGGGCUGUCCCACACCGGAGCUCCCGAUGAGAGCCACGUCAGCACUCAGGUGAAGGGCAGCUUCGGGUACCUCGACCCAGAGUACUUCAAGUUCUCGCAGCUUACGCAGAAAUCCGACGUGUACUCUUUCGGCGUCGUGCUUCUAGAAACGUUAUGCGCGAGGCCGGCCGUAAACCCAGCGCUGCCACGCGAACAAGUGAAUUUGGCGGACUGGGGGCUAUCGAGGAUCAGACAGGGCCAGCUGGAUAAAAUUGUCGAUGCUCGGCUGGUUGGGACGAUCAACGACGGCUGUCUGAGGAAGUUCGGGGAGACGGUGGAGAAGUGUCUGAAGGAGUGCGGUGCCGAUAGGCCGAACAUGGUCGACGUGUUGUGGGACUUGGAGUACUGUCUGCGGCUUCAGAAUAUGGGGACUCCUCCGGCAGCAGCGGGAUCGUAUGAAUAUAGCACAGCAACGGAUGUUGCGAUGGGGUUGGCGGUUCCGGUGUUGGGCCGCCUGGCUUCAGACACCAUCGGUGACGAUGAGGUGCCGGAGGAGUCGGGGGUUUUGUCGGAGCUGAGCCAGGUGGAUGCUAAAGAGGUAUUUUCUCAGCUGCGGCUUGGCGAAGCCAGAUGAAACUAUAUAUAUGGCGGCAACUAUAGUGCUACUUUAAUUCAGCACUACUUGUGUUUUGUAUGUUGUAUUAUUACAGAGAGCACAUUAUAUAUUAAUAUAAUAUAAAUACAGUAAAGGUGUAUUUAUUUGGGGAUUUUGAUUUUGAGUUGGGAUUUGAAUAGUAAAAAUUUUGAAUUUGAAUA